AUCCGAGCCUAGGUCGAGAUAGGCAAACCACUGAAACUUGUCAUCAGUCGCGGGUUGCCUACUUGCCAACAGUGCUGUGGAUUUUCAGUGAUUUCAAUGAUUUGGAUUAAGAUCUGACGCUCGUUGCCUUAUUAAACGAACAAUAAGCAAUCGAUUGAAGCGUACCUACACCGUGUAAAUACGUGCUAAUAACACCAGUGUUGCGAUGAAAAGUCGCUGUGGAAGAAUCGAUAAACGUGGUGCCGAGUUAUAACACCUGAUCCAGUGCAGUGUUUAGUGUGAUUAGUGGUACAAUGGGGUGCGAGUUAGGGAAAUUGGCAUCGAGUGGCGGUUCGGGGAAUCACCGGAAACCGGACGAAAGUGCUCCACCUGCCACUGUUGAUCCAAGACUACCGCUUACUGCCAAACAGAAAUACAACAUGCUGGCCUCGUGGAAGGGCAUCAGCAGGGCUAUGGAAUCGACAGGAGUUUGCAUGUUCUUAAAAUUAUUCGAAGAGCACGCCGAGUUGCUAACUUUAUUUGAGAAAUUCAAGGAGCUGAAGACGAAGGAGGAUCAAGCCAGCAGUUUAGAAUUGGCUGAACAUGCCAGCACAGUUAUGAAUACGUUAGAUGAAGGUAUCAAAGAACUCGACAAUUUGGAUACUUUUUUCGAAUAUUUACACCAAGUUGGAGCCUCGCAUAGAAGGAUACCUGGGUUUAAAGUGGAAUAUUUCUGGAAAAUCGAAAAGCCGUUCCUGACAGCCGUGGAAACAACGUUAGGAGACCGUUACACGGAAAACGUGGAAAACAUCUACAAAAUUACGAUAAAGUUCAUCAUUGAAACAUUGGUAAAAGGCUACGACAAUGCCAACGCGCCAACGUGAAAAUCAUCAGACUGAUACGAAUUAUAGCCCGUCACUGCUAUAUAAACCGAAAAAACUACUACAAAUUAUAUAAAACAAAAAAUAUCUUUUGAGAAGCGACGGAUGAGUGUGUGGAUGAGACGCCGAAUGCAUAACAGACUUAAAAAGUGUUGUAGAUAUAUUGUAUGCUUAUGUGCUUAUACGCCUUCCAUUUGGUAUAAUUCAUUUUCGAGGGUUAGUUGAUGUUGUUAGCAAAUAAUUUUUGUUAAAAUUAAAGUAAUACCUCACACAAGACAAAAAGUGUUUUUUGAUUUUUACAUAUCGUGUUUCCAACAUAAAAAUUGUAAAGUUUAAUGUUUGUUCUUAUGGCAAGUGCAACUUGAAUGAAUUUUACAAUAAUAAACUUGAUUGCUGCGUUACUUUAAUUAAAUUUAUUAUAGUUGUCCAAAUAGGUCAAUUGUGAGUCAAUUUUCCAAAAAGUACCAAAAUUUUAUAUAAAAACGACCCAGAUCUAGUUCUACGAAAUCCAUUAUUAAGUUUGUAUGUCAAUAGUGAGCCAAUGAUUAUGUGGAGAGCCUUAUCAUUAUAACAUAUUGUAAAUAUUAUACAAUUACUAAAUCACACAAUACGUUUUUAUAUGAUAAAUUAUUAUUAAUGAAUUAUAAAAAUGUGAACAAAUUGUUAAUUAUUAUGUAUUAUAUUUAAGUAUGACGAUAUUAAUAAAGAUGUGUAUUUUGUGCUACACAUUAUAUGUAUGUACUCAUAGUAUAUUGUAAAUGUAUUAUUAUCAUGUUCACCAACAAUGAUCAGAUUCAUGUUAAUCGUAUAAGAAAACAUUGUUAUUUAUGUAUUAUUAUAUAUAGUUA
Messenger RNA from Tribolium madens (black flour beetle), 1708 nucleotides. RefSeq names its product neuroglobin-like. The record is from RefSeq and is a predicted model, not a curated record. The transcript is spliced from 4 exons. NCBI's taxonomy places the organism in Eukaryota, Metazoa, Arthropoda, Insecta, Coleoptera, Tenebrionidae. The coding region runs from base 294 to 863 and encodes 189 amino acids. Gene Ontology annotation, molecular function: heme binding; oxygen binding.